Molecule: messenger RNA, 1870 nt
Organism: Tauraco erythrolophus (red-crested turaco)
Lineage: Eukaryota; Metazoa; Chordata; Aves; Musophagiformes; Musophagidae
Source: RefSeq, a predicted model, not a curated record
UUUUUCUUUUGUUUUUUCUUUUGUUUUUUCUUUUUUUUGCUACAACGAAAAGCAAACUGUUUUUUUUUUCUUUUCUGAGCUAGUGUGUUGUAUCUUGACAUGUUCCCUUGCAAUAUCCCUAUCGUUAUAUAUUCCUCUGUGCCGUAUGAAUUGGCUGGGAAUCUCCUCCUGCAACCCCUCCUCAAACAACCAUGUGAAUUCCCAAACCACCCAAUGCGUGACGCUGGCUGCUGCGCUGGUUUGAAAAUCUCAUUGGUGAAUGAUGAAUUCCCUGUCUGCCUGGGCCAGCAGCGGAGUCGACAGAGCAGCAGAAGGGCCAAGAGUGUGGAGGACGACGACGAGGGGCAUCUGAUCUAUCGCGUCGGCGACUGGCUACAAGAAAGAUAUGAGAUUAUUAGCACCUUAGGGGAAGGCACGUUCGGCAGAGUGGUGCAGUGCAUCGAUCACCGGAGGGGCGCAGCACGUGUUGCUCUCAAAAUCAUUAAAAACGUCGAGAAAUACAAAGAGGCUGCUCGACUGGAAAUCAACGUGCUGGAGAAAAUCAACGAGAAGGACCCUGAGAACACAAAUCUUUGUGUCAGGAUGUUUGACUGGUUUGACUACCAUGGUCACAUGUGCAUCUCCUUCGAACUGCUGGGGCUCAGCACCUUUGAUUUCCUGAAGGACAACAACUAUCUGCCUUACCCCAUCCACCAAGUACGGCACAUGGCCUACCAGGUGUGCCAGGCCGUGAAAUUUCUGCACGACAACAAACUCACUCACACCGACCUCAAGCCAGAGAACAUCCUCUUUGUGAACUCUGACUACGAGCUCUCCUACAACCUGGAAAAGAAGCGGGACGAACGGAGCGUGAAGAGCACAGCCAUCAGAGUCGUGGACUUCGGGAGUGCCACGUUUGAUCACGAGCAUCACAGCACCAUUGUCUCUACCAGGCAUUACCGGGCCCCAGAAGUCAUACUGGAGCUUGGCUGGAGCCAGCCCUGUGAUGUGUGGAGCAUUGGCUGCAUCAUCUUUGAGUAUUAUGUGGGUUUCACCCUGUUUCAGACGCAUGACAACCGGGAGCACCUGGCCAUGAUGGAGAGGAUCUUGGGGCCGAUUCCUUCUCGGAUGAUCCGGAAGACGAGGAAACAGAAAUAUUUCUACCACGGCCGCCUGGACUGGGAUGAGAACACCUCCGCUGGCCGCUAUGUUAGGGAAAACUGCAAGCCGCUGCGGGUAAGGCGGGGUGGGCAGGAGCACUCGGACCAUCACCGCCUCUUCGACCUCAUCGAGAGCAUGCUGGAGUACGAGCCGUCCAAGCGCAUCACCCUGGCCGAGGCCCUCAAGCACCCCUUCUUCGACAUGUUGGAGAUGGAGCCGAGCACAAAAAUGUGGGACUCUAGCAGAGACAUCAGCCGGUGACGCCGCCGGUGCCAGCCUGCCCUCAGAUUCUAGCCCCCGUGGAGGCCUGCGUGAUUUCUCCUCAGACACUUGGUGCUUUUUUUUUUUUUAAUACCUGAGAAGAACUCCCUGGACACGUUUGUAAAGCUGUUAAUAUGUGAGAUACUGUAAAUAGCCCAUAUUCUAUAUCAGCCUCUGAGCACCACAGGCCUGACCUCCUGCUGCUGCCGUUACCGUGAGGCGAGGGGCCUGGAUGUCCAUGUUGUAAAUACCUCCGUUCAUGUGUCGCUUCGUCUCCUCUUCUCCUGACCUCCUUGGUGUAAAUACUCCAGGACUCGCAGCUCUCUGUAGCUUAUCUGUUUCCUUGUAAGUUAUGGAACUGGUGGGACUGCAUGGGAAUUAUUUUUUGGAUCAAUGUCAUAGCCCAUCCCCACACCAGAGUUUUAUAAGAAUUUUGUACAGUCUUUGUGAAGAAUAAAUAUGAAGUGAA